Hydatigera taeniaeformis is the source of this 1368-nucleotide messenger RNA. Lineage: Eukaryota; Metazoa; Platyhelminthes; Cestoda; Cyclophyllidea; Taeniidae. The record is from the annotation of a GenBank genome assembly.
AUGUCUUCAAGACAGCAGAUUACGCCGUCUAAUGACAGCAGCCGUAAUUCUUCUUCAAAAAUACCUCGUGAGUUUUUACUUUGUCAGGGGUUUUUAAAGAAUAAUAAGGAGAUUGAUUUGCGCAAUUCCCUUGUCCUAGGCCUGUUGCGUCAGAACUCUAAGCUUGAGUCCUCUUCAGGCAAUGAACCGGUCUACGUGGAUGCCGUGGACGCUGUUACCGGUGAACAUAAAAGGAUAAUGUACAACAACUCCAGGGUUAUUGGCAGUGGUUCCUUUGGAAUGGUAUUUGUAGCUCUACUAGACGGCGAACGCGAAGUUGCGAUCAAAAAGGUCCUACAAGAUAAGCGCUACAAGAAUCGCGAACUUCAGAUACUUCGUGAACUCAGGCAUCCAAACAUUGUUUCACUUCUCUACUAUUUCUACUCCGUUGCAGCAUCUAAACCUAAGGAUAACUAUCUCAAUCUCGUUCAAGAAUACGUUCCUCAGGCUCUCAGUCGUGUUGUCAAGCACUACUGGCACGUUCGACAAUCCAUUCCCAUGAAUUAUGUCAAGCUUUACGGCUUCCAGAUGAUCCGUGGCCUGGCUUACGUGCAUAGCAAAAAUAUAUGCCAUCGAGAUAUCAAACCCCAAAACCUUCUAGUCAAUCCAGAAACUGGAGUCUUGAAAAUUUGUGACUUUGGAAGUACAAAAGUGCUGGUUCCAGGCGAACCAAAUGUCUCCUACAUUUGUUCACGCUACUAUCGGGCACCGGAGCUGAUUUUUGGAGCCACCCAAUACACUGUGAGGAUAGACAUGUGGUCGGCUGGUUGCGUGAUUGGUGAACUGCUGCUUGGACGUCCACUAUUUCCGGGCGACUCGGGUGUGGAUCAACUGGUGGAGAUUAUCAAAGUUCUGGGCACGCCAACUUUUGAUCAAGUGAAGGAAAUGAAUCCACACUACAGCACAUUCGUCUUCCCCGGGAUAAAGUCCUGCCCGUGGGAGAAGCUUAUCACAAAUCGUUCACAAUGCGAAGAUGCCUUCGAUCUUCUGCGCGCCCUCCUGGUCUACAGUCCGUCUCAACGUCAGGCUGCUGCUGAUGCGAUGGCCUCACCAUUUUUCCAACAAGUUUUCGCUCUUUCCUCCUCCUCCUCCUCCCCCCUUCCCAACCAUCCAUCAGAGUCCGCCUUGACUGGACUUCAACCCAUUGAGCCCUUCAGUGAAGAAGAAUUGGCUUACCUUCCUGCCACCGUGGUGGAGACCAUUCGACGCUCAGGUCUGACGCUCCCCUCCAAUAACCACUCCACUAUCUCCCCUCCACCUCCAAGUGUUGCAGCUCCCACCGCCAGCACAUCCACAAGUCGAUGCAGUCGCCGUGGCUCCUCAACCUAA